AUGGCACCUUCAGCGGAACCGCUUGCCAAUGGCAAUAGCCACCUCAAUGGUGGCACCGGUCCCACUGCCGUGGAGCCAAUUGCAAUUAUCGGAAUGGCCUGCCGCUGGCCCGGUGACACUGAAAGUGGGCGCGACAUCGACUCACCUCAUGCACUGUGGGACUUCCUCCUUCAGAAGAAGGACGCUUACAGUGAAUUUCCGCCCGACCGGCUCAACAUUGAUUCUUGGUACCACCCCGAUACCCGCCGGCCCGGGUCCUUCUUCGCUCGGGGCGGAUGCUUUCUCAAGGACGAUCCCCGACGGCUUGAUCACGCCUUUUUCGGUAUCAAUCCGAGAGAGGCAGCCAGUAUUGACCCAGCGCAAAAGAAGCUUUUAGAGGCGGUUUACGAGGCAUUCGAAUCCGCCGGUGACCCUCUGGGUCGCGUCUCGGGCUCCAAAACAGGAGUAUUCGUCGGCAGCUUCAACAACGACCAUCAGAUCAUGCAGUAUCGAGAUAUUGAGUACCCAGACCCAUAUGCAAUGACUGGUGGAGGAGUCACGUUGCUGAGCAAUCGCGUAAGCUACGUGUUCAAUCUCAAAGGACCCAGCUUGACGAUUGACACUUCCUGUUCCGGAGCCAUGUACGCGCUACAUUUGGCGUGCUCCUCCAUACAAGCCGGAGACUGUGACGCCGCCAUAGUCGGGGGUUCUAAUCUGAUUCUCACCCCAGAGUGCCAGAUGGUGUCAUCGGCGCUGGGGACAAUGUCUAAGAACUCUAGGUGCAACACCUUUGACGUGUCGGCGGACGGGUAUGCGAGAGCGGAUGGGGUUGGCGUCCUAUACAUCAAAAGCCUAAAGCAGGCCAUCCGCGACAGAGAUCCAAUCCGAUCGAUCAUCAAGGCAACCGCCGUCAAUGCAAAUGGAAGGACCGGCGGCAUUACUCAUCCGGAUCCCCAGGGCCAGGCUAGCAACAUCAUGCGUGCCUACGACCGCGCCGCCCUAGACCCGGCAGAGACGUCGUAUUUUGAGUGCCACGGUACAGGAACUCCUGUGGGAGACCCGAUCGAAGUUGAGGCCGUUGGAAAUGUUUUUGCCGGUGGCAGGUCCGCCAAAGCGCCGCUGCACAUUGGCGCGGUAAAAACGAACCUGGGCCACAGUGAGCCGGUGAGCGCCAUCGCGGGGAUUAUGAAGAGCGUUCUGGCCCUUGAGCAUGCCGUGAUCCCCCCCAUCCGCCGCCUCACUCAAUUGAAUCCAAACGUCGACCUGCAUGAUGGCCGCCUUCAUAUCGUACAAGAUACUACGACAUGGCCAAACGUUGCUGUCCGGCGUGCGAGUGUAAACUCAAUUGGAUACGGCGGGGCCAACGGCCAUGUCAUCCUUGAGGCGCCGUCCAGAGAUGAGCGGCAAGAUCACGCGCUUCUAGGCCGCAAGUACGUAUUACUGCCAUUUUCAGCUCACGAUAAGCAAACCAUGCACGCCAAUGUUGACGCUCUUCGGCGAGAGGCCGGUCGAUGGGAUCCUGUGGAUCUGGGAUACACUCUCGGCUGCCGCAGGACUGUGUUUCCUCUGCGAUCGUUUGCCGUUGCUGAACGCGGUCGCAUAUCAGAUACUCUGGACGCGGAAAGGUCUCUCCGUGCGAAGGAGUCAAGCAAGGUCUACGAUGCCGAGUUUUCGCAACCCCUUACCACUGCAGUUCAAAUUGCGCUUGUUGACCUGUUGGGCUCGUGGGGGAUCAGGCCGUCGGUGGUUGUGGGGCAUUCGUCAGGGGAGAUCGCUGCCGCGUACGCAUCGGGACACAUCACGUUGGCUCAAGCAAUUGUCGCAGCGUACGCCAGGGGGCGGGCGGUGGCUCGUAAUGUCGCAGACGGCGCAAUGCUAGCCGUUGGCAUGGGCGCCAAAGAUGUCGAACCGAUGCUGGACUCCUAUCCCUCUGUCACCAUUGCAUGCUACAACUCUCCCAAGAGCCUCACUUUGAGCGGCAACAAAGACGAAAUAGUGGCGUUGAAGCAAGCCUUUGACGACUAUGGAGUUUUUGCACGAGUGUUGUCGACCGACGGAAACGCAUACCAUUCCAAGCACAUGGAGACAGUCGGCGCCGCGUACGAGACGGAACUCCGCAGCAUGCUGCUCAAGCUUCCUUCAGAGCUGUGCAGGCAAACACCCUCGCGCUGUAUAUUCGUGUCCUCUGUCACCGUCACCGCCACGGGACGAGAGACGAGCAUUGAUGCCAAAUACUGGCGAGCAAAUUUGGAAUCACCCGUCCAAUUUGACCAGGCUGUCCGCAAAGCGACACAAAUCGUGAAAGUCAGUCAUAUGGUUGAGGUGGGACCGCACUCAGCGCUCCAGGGGCCCUUGAGGCAGAUUUCGCAGUCGUGUCAGUAUGUUCCCUCGCUCACGCGUAACACCAACGGCGCCAUCAACCUGCUAUAUCUGGCGGGUUUCCUGUGGUCUCAAGGCACCAACGUCGACCUCCGCCAAGUGAAUGCUGCCCAAGUGCUGGUCGGUGAUACAGUCAAGACUUCUUUCGGCUCCACAAUUGUGGACCUGCCCCGUUACCAGUGGCAGUACGGCGAGCUCCUCUAUCGCGAGAACCGCUGGAACCGGGAACACCGGCUGAGAACUCAUCCACGCCAUGAACUCCUAGGCACGCGUCUCCCCGGCGGUGACAAAACCGCUCCCAUGUGGCGGAACAUAUUGCGACAGAAUGAUCUGCCUUGGCUGCGCGACCACAAGAUGGAUUCCGAAAUCGUCGUUCCCACACCUGCCUACUUGUGCAUGGCAGCUGAAGCGGCGAUGCAGAUGAUGGAAUUACAAAAUCGGACAGCGACUGGCGCCACCACAAUUACGCUCAAGGAUGUAAAGAUUUCGUCUGCCUUGGUAGUUCCGGACACUAGCGAGGGGAUCGAGGUCCUCUUCAGCUUGUAUCCGUCGAGGGCGCGUGGCUCGGACUAUGCCUUCCAUGUAACCUCGGUGGAUGAGGAUCGUUUCACUGAGCACGCUCAUGGUCGAAUCCUUCUCACAGAGUCGACAUUACGGAAGCCAAUAGAACAGUCAGAUGCGCAUGUCCCAGUCUCCUUGGCUCAUUUCUAUGAUGCUCAAGAGGCAGCUGGCGCAAUUUAUGGCCCAGCGCUCAGAAAUAUCUCGGAUGUCAAGGUGGGCAAGAACAGUCCAUGCGCUUUCGGAGAGAUUGCCUUGCGUUUUGCAGACAGGCCGAUGUUGGGAGCGCGUUACGCUGUCCAUCCGGUAUCUAUCGACCCGUUGUUUCGCCUCGCCAUCGUAGCAGCGCACGGGACCCGCAUCCUACGAACUUCCUUCAUGGUCACUUCCAUCGAGAGCUUCUCUAUCUCGGCAUCUGGCGCCAAAGGGACAUCUGCGUGUGGAAUGGCACGCGCCACCUUGCACGAUAAGCGAAGCAUCGAGGCCACACUUGCACUGAACAACUGUAAUGGUGUAUUGGUACACGCGUCCGGUGUACAAAUGCUCGCAGCUGGCACUGGUGGCCUUCCUGAUCAAAUGACUACGUGCAUCUCACGGAUGGUGUGGAAGCCAGAUGUCAGUCUGUUGACUGAUGCCGCACUCGAUCGGCUCUUCCCACCAAGCCACAGCCAAAUGAAAGACGAGCAACUGCCGCUACUCGAUCGCCUAGCCUUUGCGCAAGUCGUUCAGUUUCGGGAGGAAUAUGCAGAGACAUUUGCUCGAGGGUCAUCGGUCCCACAUCUUCAGCGGUUCUUGGAUUGGAUGACUGAGAAAUAUGACCUCAUACAACGGGAUCCCUCCCUCAUUGGAUCUAGCCUCUUGAAUGUCUCCGUUGAGGAACGAAGGAAAGCGCUUCACUCAAUGCAGCAUGAUUUGGCGGCUCAGUACGGCCCCGAGAUGCGCUUGAUGUGUCACAUGUACGAAAACCUUGCGCCCAUAUACAACGGCGAAGUCUCUGGUAUCCAGGUGGCCGUGCAGCACCGGUACCUUGACGAGUUCUACGAGUUCAUGAAGCUCUAUCAAGACGGGACUCGUCUUUUACGAGAUGUGGUGUCUUUGAUAUCGCACAAGAACCCUAGCAUCCGUAUCUUUGAGAUUGGAGGCGGCACCGGAAGUGCAACCAGAGAAGUUCUUCCUGCACUCAGGGGCAACAGUGAGCUCCGCGGCUACAGCGAGUAUGUCUUUACCGACAUAGGAACGGCAUUUCUUGCUGCGGCUGAGGAGGCUUUCGCCAAAUUCAAUGGAGUGCGUUAUGCUCCGUUCAAUAUGCAAAAAGAUGUUGCUCAGCAGGGAUUCGGGCCGGACUAUGAUCUCGUCAUCGCGUCGAAUGUAAUCCACGCCACGACGAAUAUAACCGCCACGUUGAACAAUGUUCGCCGCCUUUUGAAGCCGGGAGGGAAGCUGGUAAUGUUCGAACUGCUACAGCCACGGCCAGCAUGGAACAUGAUCUUGGGGACUUUCUCGGAUUUCUGGAACGGUGAUCAGGACCCUCAUUAUAGGAGACUCGAUGGGCCUUUCUUGACCCGCAAAAUUUGGAGAGAAGUCUUGCCACGGACCGGCUUCAAAGGCAUAGACUUUAUGCUGGACAAUUUCGAUGAGCUCCGGCAAGCUGGAAUAAUUGUUGCAACGGCCGCAAGCCCCGAGCCGAGCCUCUUGCUAGAGCCCACUUCACCAACAAAGCUUUUGUUGGUUCACCAGGGCAUUUCGACAAACUUCAUCAACGAGUUUUGCGACCACCUCCGCGAGGCUGGCCGACUGGGCCAGCUAGUACCUCUCAGUGCAGUCACAGCCACAUUGACGUCAAAUCAGCGCGUCGUCUUCUUUGCGAACCACGAAGAACAGCUCACUUCAGAAGAACUGCGGAACCUCAACGUGCUCGCUGAACACGCGCACUCCCUACUCUGCGUGGCUUGCGGCGGCACGCUAGAAGGUAAAUCAGCAAUCUAUGCGUCCGCUGGGGAAUUUUUGCGGUCCCUCUACGGUUCUGGAAAAGCCAUUCGCCUUGUUUCUCUGGAUCUGGAUGCCAAAGCCAAUCUUAGCGAUAAAGAGUUCGAACUUCUGGUUGUGUUGGAGAACCGCGCAUUCUCCUACACCUCGAACGCUGAUAACAGAUUUCGGAUCGAUUCUGGUGUCGUUUAUGUCUCUCGCCUCCAGAAAGACGACUUGCUUAGUGAUAUCGCUGGUGAAAAAUUCGAGGACCUGUCAUCAAAUGUCAUCGAGAAGGACGUCAAUAUUUGGCAAAGGCCCCUUACGCUGAAAGAUUACGAUAAGGAGUACUCUGCUUUAGCCGUGUUCGACGCCGACAUGAAUGGCUCAGAAAUUCUGGGUGCAGAUGAUCUAGAGGUAGAGACACAUGCUGCGAGACUAGAGCGGAAGACGGAUGACAACGUGUUCAAGCAUCAUGUUGCCGAUUUUGUCGGAGUUGUAAGGAGAGUAGGUACUGCGGUCACAGCCUUCCGUACCGGCGAUUACGUGUUUGGCCUCAGCAACGGUCCAUUCCGUACCGUGGUGAAAACCAGACAAACGCUUUGCCAGACGCUGCCGAAGAAUAUGGAUUGUCUCUCGACUAUGGCUGCACUCCCAUCUCAUUGUUACGCAGUGCUGUGUGCACUGAGCGAUGCGUUUGGUGGUUCCAAAAACCCGAGUUCUAUCCUCGUCCGGCAUUCCCACAUUGCCAAGGCUGUUAUUGCUUGCCAGGUUGCGAGACAAUAUGCCAAAACGGCGCGAAUCUAUGCUGUUGUAGAUGAUGACAAUGCCAAAAACGACAUGAUAGCUGCAGGAAUCUGCGGUGACAACAUAUACGCAUCUACUCAGGAAUUAGAAACACAAGGUUUCCGAUUCGAUUUGGUUCUCUCUACUACAGAGACCGCCUGGGAAUGUUUGCCCUGCGCCGCGGACUUCGGUCGUGUCGUGAUUCUGGGAGGACCUAAAAACCCAGGCGACUACCAUCUCACGUCUCUCGGAAGGAAUCUGAAGCUAGUAUUUCUAGAUCUGGAAUCUGUGCAAGAGGACAAGGAAGCCGUUACUAGCCUUUUGCCACACGUAAAGGCGUUCUUAAGUGAAGGACCAACCUGGCUGCCGAGCUCCGAGACGUAUCCGAUAUCAGACAUGGAAAAGGUUAUAUCUAUGCUCAGUCGCCCGAUUGGCAUUUCCGAUGCCAUUGUGAGGUGUGAUAAUGCAGAAGCCACCUUGCAGAUCGAGAAACAAUCAGUGUGUCCCACGCCCAUCCUUUACUCGGACGCAUCAUACCUCCUGAUCGGAGAUCCCGAUGGCAUCACUAUAAGCUUGAUCAAAUGGAUGGCGAACAAUGGAGCAACCAGUUUCACUGUGCUCUGCGGACCAGGAAGGGAAACAGACAUUUCCAUUGACGCUGCGUUAGCGUCAGGGAUCCAUGUGACUGUUCUACCAUUCGCGAAUGAGAUCGAUGUGGUGAAUGGCAUCCAAUCGUCAAAGUUACCGAUUCGCGGGGUGGUGCACGUUUCAACACUUCAAGGCAAAACUGUUCCAGGAAAGACGGAUGCCGCGAACAUGUUCGAUACCUUUCAGCAGACAUUCGACUCCUGUUUGUUCACUCACCGCAAUCUGAGGGAUCCUGUAGACUUCUUCCUCAUGCUCAGUCCAUUGGGUCCCGCUCUCGGAUCACCCCUUAAUGGUCCGUCCACAAUCUCGUGGGCCAUACUCGAAAGUUUCGCCAGCUUCAGGCGGAAGAUGGGAUUCCCAGCUACAUUAUUGGGAACCAACCAUGUCCUGGACAUUGACAACAACGCCAUGCCACCAGAAAGCCAGGGUCAGCUUUUGGAACAAGGUUUGGCUGGAAUCACUGAAAAAGAGUUCCUUGCCCUAUGCGAGGCCGCCAUGCGGGAAGGCCACGGUGAUGACGUAGAAUCCGAGCAACUGGCAGUUCACACGAGCUUGGUCGCUGUUCCAGAACCACACAAUCUUCUUUCCCGGGACGCAAGAUACCCGGUCAACAACAUGGCUUGGGCCAAAGAUCCGCGAUUUGCAGCACUUGUCGUGGCCUUUGCUCAGGCGGCUUCAGCGCCCAGCAACUCCGCCGAUCACACCAGUGCCGAAGCUCUUGGAAACGAUCCUGCUGAGGUCAUACGCAUGAAACUCGCCCGACUCCUCUACAUCCCAACUGCUAACAUAGAUGCAACCCAGCCCAUAAACUCUUAUGGCAUAGACAGCCUUGUAGCUGCGGAGUUGAGGGCAUGGCUGGCAAGCACCUUUGGGGCAAAAUUAUCCCUUCUGAACCUUCUCAACCCUGCGCUCACCACGGAAAAGCUUGCGAAACAAGCUUCAAGCGCAGAAACAUCGUAG
This is a messenger RNA of Aplosporella prunicola CBS 121167, 7275 nucleotides long. RefSeq lists its product as uncharacterized. The record is from RefSeq and is a predicted model, not a curated record. The transcript is spliced from 15 exons. Gene Ontology annotation, molecular function: phosphopantetheine binding; fatty acid synthase activity; oxidoreductase activity. Lineage: Eukaryota; Fungi; Ascomycota; Dothideomycetes; Botryosphaeriales; Aplosporellaceae. Gene Ontology annotation, biological process: fatty acid biosynthetic process; secondary metabolite biosynthetic process. The coding region runs from base 1 to 7275 and encodes 2424 amino acids.